AUGCGUGCAUUCAUCGUAUUGUCCUUGAUAGCUGUGGCAUGUGCCCAGUACAAUUAUCAACCAACAAUUACCUCGGGUACCGGUACUGUGGUUAGUGUUAGUGGUGGUGGUGGUGGCUUGAUUGCACCAUCAGUUCAGGUACCCACGGCUGUUGCUCCCGAAAUCGAAAAGGAAUUCAUCACCUAUACCGUCAACGACAAUGAAUUCAACGAAGGUGUUGAUGCCCAACAAGCUGCCAAUAACUUGAAGAAGAGUGUUCGUGUUAUUUUCAUUAAGGGUCCCGAAAACAAGGGUAUUGAAGAUGCUGCCUUGGCUUUGGCCAAACAAGCUGCCCAACAAGAAACCGCCAUCUAUGUUCUCAACAAACAAGCCGAUCUUUCCAGUUUGGCCAACAAACUUAACACUAUCAACUCUGGUAACAACAACAAACCCCAAGUUCAUUUUGUCAAGUACCGCACCGCUGAAGAUGCCCUCAAUGCCCAACGUGCCAUUCAAGAUCAGUACAAUGGUUUGGGUGGUAAUACUAGAACUAUUAAUGGUGGUGUUGCUCCAGUCUUGAACUUUGCUUCUCAAGUGUCUGUUGUCACUUCUGGAUCAAACAACUAUGGUACUGCAACAUCCAACAGCUACAUCCCUCCAGCUGUUUCUAAACCCUCAACGAGCUACAUUCCCCCAGCUCCAGUGGCUCCUGCUACUCCUGAGAAAACCUAUAUCCCACCAACUCCUGCCACUACCCCACCAAAAACCUAUGUUCCACCAGCACCCACUACCACCUAUAUUCCCCCAGCUACCUCGGAACCCUCCAACACCUAUAUUCCACCACCAAUUCCAGUUGAUGAACCUAGCACCAAUUAUUUGCCUGCUUCUCUUCUUAGUCUAUUCCGCCAUUAA
Musca vetustissima is the source of this 891-nucleotide messenger RNA. RefSeq names its product serine/threonine-protein kinase phg2-like. The transcript has a single exon. The record is from RefSeq and is a predicted model, not a curated record. Lineage: Eukaryota; Metazoa; Arthropoda; Insecta; Diptera; Muscidae. The coding region runs from base 1 to 891 and encodes 296 amino acids.